Messenger RNA from Petromyzon marinus (sea lamprey), 6750 nucleotides. RefSeq lists its product as uncharacterized. Gene Ontology annotation, biological process: regulation of transcription by RNA polymerase II; cellular response to thyroid hormone stimulus. Gene Ontology annotation, molecular function: nuclear vitamin D receptor binding; transcription coregulator activity; nuclear thyroid hormone receptor binding. The record is from RefSeq and is a predicted model, not a curated record. NCBI's taxonomy places the organism in Eukaryota, Metazoa, Chordata, Hyperoartia, Petromyzontiformes, Petromyzontidae. Gene Ontology annotation, cellular component: mediator complex.
CGGCCGCCGCUACCGAGCGGAGGGGGUCGCGCGGCACGGCGCGGCUGCGGCAUGGCGGCCUCGCUCGAGGUGUGCGCGGUCCUCGGCUCCCUGGGAGGAGGAGGCGGCGGCGGCGGGGUUCGCGGCGCCUCUGACGGCGGCGGCGGAGGAACAGGGAGCGACCCGGGUUGUGCGGCGGGCGAAGAAGAGAUGAAGGCGACGCAGCUCAACGCACUGAUGGAGCGUCUGAGAGCCAAGCACGCCCAGCCGAGGCCCUGGGGAGACACCAUCAAGAUGGUGCGCCAGGCGAUGGAGCGCCGACCGGGCAAUGACAGUCAGCAGCGUGUACUCCGUUGCCUGCAGACUGUACAAAAGGCACUCAAAGUUACAUCACACUCUGCCAUGGUGAGCAGACUAGAGGUCAUCGCCCGUGAGCACAGGCUGAGCUGGCACUGCAACCCGUCGAACUACGAGUGCUACGUGUCGUCUGACAUGUUCUAUAUGGUGAUACACGCGGACGGCGCCGGCGCCGUGGCCGAUGUCAAGGUGGCUCACCACGGAGAGAACCCAGUGAGCUGCCCGGGCCUUACUAAAAUCCUACGCGAAGGAAACUUUGAAGAGUUUUCCCAACACCUGGAUGCCUUGGCCAACCUCUACAAUUUACCAGGUGACAGCGAUCUCAAAAACAAAAUGUACCUCGCUCUGCAGUCCCUGGAGCUCGACCUGUUCAAGAUGGCACAGUGGUACAAACUGGCGACGAACGCCGAAACAGUCGAGGCAAUCCUGCAUGGCAACGUUGGAUUUGUCUCUCCCAGGAGCGGCGAGAACCUGAUGACCCUCAAGUAUUACGUGUCUCCCUACGACCUCCUGGAUGAGAAGACGGGUGGAAUGCUUACCCUCACAGAUGACAAUGUUCCCCGCUCGCUGGGGUUGGGCGUGACGGUGGCCGUGGAGGGAGUGAGCGGGACGCACCGGCUGCCCAUCGCACCGCUCAUCGUCGGCACCAGGGCCACAGACGACAAAGGAACACCGCAGUUCGCGAGCGUCUCGCAGGCCAACAGCGUCGAGCUGCCCGGCUGCUUCUUCCUGAAGUUCCCGGCGCCUGUGCCGGUGUCUGAGGCCACCGUGAAGCAGCUGCAGUUGCUCACAGGUGUGAACGUGGACCCCGUUGGGGAGAGGGACCACAUGUUUGUGCUCAUCCGCCGCUGUGCACUCGACAAGGUGCCCAGCGGCGGCAGCACCGCCGACUCGAAUGUGAGCGGCGGCGCAGGAGAUGCCAGCUACCACACCGUGACCCUGCCAGACCAGAAACACGACUACUUCCUGAACGUGGGGAUGGAGGGAGCCACGGCGACGGCAGACCUUGGAGGGGUAGCGGCCCCUGAGACGCGGGGGGUCCUGGUCGCCAAGAUCCCCUUCGUUCACCCGAGCCAGGUCCCCGCCGUGCUGGCAGCAGUGCGGCGCCAGGCGCUCUACAACGCGCUGCUCGCGUCCUGCAUGCGCGGGGACGCUGCACCCCGCUGCGGAGAAGAGUUGUCGGGGCGGAUCCAGUUUGAGGUGAACCCACUCACCCACACGUCCUUCACCGUCUCCUUCCAGCACCCCAAGCAUGACACGCUGCUCAGCGUGCUCGUUGAGGUGUCCGAAGAGGCGCAGGUCAGCGCCAAGCUGUUCACCAGCCCCGCCGAUGGGCCCUUCUGCACUGACGACUACCUCUCCCGUGUGGUGCAGCGCUGCGCGUCGCUCCCCGUGACGAUGCGCGCCGUCUACAAGAAAGCGGAGACGGCGCCCGUGAACCCCGCGCGGCCCAGCAACACGGCGGAGACGCGGCGCGCUCUCGCCGCCCUCGCCUCCAACCUCGACGCCACCCUCGAGGAGUUGCACCGCAGCCACCCCGCGGCAGCGGCGGCGACGGCGGCGCCGCCCGCCGACGCGCAGCGCCACCACCAGCAGCAGCGGGCGCAUCUCACGGCGGCUGCCGCCUUCGCACAGGUGCAGGACGGCCUGGGCGGCACUGCGUACGGCGACGGGCAGGCCGCCGGCACCGCGGCUGGCCUCUCGUCGGCGGCGGCGGCGGCGCAGCAGCACGGCGUGGGCCUCUCCUCCCCGGCCGCCGCGGCCUUCUCGGUGGGGAACCUGGGCGGUGCGUCCCACCACCUCGACUCGGAGUUCUGCAAGGUGGCGCAGAAUCCCAUCCUCACCAGUCUGCUGAUUCCGGGCGCGCACGGCAGCGGCGGUGGUGGCGCCGGCGUGACCGUGUCGGGCGGCUCUUUGGGGCCGCCCGGCGCGGGUGGGCCAGCCUCACAGACGCCGACGACGCCGGUGACCCCGACGGCGCUAGCGUCGCCAUCCAGCACCAAAGCGCAUCCCAUGCUUAUGACACUGCUGCGCGACUCACCCGCCGGGGAGGGGUCGACCUUGCUGCUCGCGGCGCCUGCGUCUGCGCCAUCCUCCGCGGCCUCGUCCACGAUGGCAACGUCCGUGAUGUAUGGGGGUGGCGGUGGAGGGGGAGGAGCAGGAGGUGGGCAGAUGCACCACCACGGUCAGCUGCAUCAGCACACGCCUUACCACCACCAUCACCACCAGCAGCAGCACCACCACCAUCACCACGGUGGUGGUGCUGGCGGCAUGGGGGUGGACUCGUCAUCCCCGCCGCUGCACUGGAAGCCUCGCAAGAAGAAGCGCUCGUCCAAGUCUCCGCGCGACCCGCAGAGCGAGGACGAGUUCCAGAAGGAGCUGUCGGCUGUCGAGGGUGACGAGUGCCCCGUUAUCGGCGGCAGCGGCGUGCUGGAGGGCUCCCCCAUGGGCGCCCCUCCUCCGCUGCCUCCUCAGAUGCAGCCACCCAGCCUGCAGCAGCAGCAGCAGCAUCUUCCGGGCUCUGCGCAGCAGUCGCACCACCAUGGGAUGCUCGGCCACGUUCACGUGGCAUCCGACGCGAGCAGCAUCCUUGAGCAGGACCUGGGCAGCAUCCUGUCGGAGAUCCAGUGGCCGCAUGGCGGGCAGCAGAGCGGGAUGGGCGGGCCAGAGGGCGGGGGUGGCGUGGGGCCCGGGGGGCGGCGGCCCAGCCUCGCCGACGACCCCUGCGGCUCUCCCGUCGACCCAGAGCUGCUGUUCGGCGUGCCCUCCAGCACGGCCAUGGCCGACUUCGACUCGCCGCUCAACGCCAACGUGUUCACGCCGGACAGCGACGACAGCCUCCCCGACCUCCUCAUGGAGGGAAAUCUCCAGCCCAAGGCCGGCAAGGCAGGCCAGGGCGUGGACCCGUACACGCCGUUUCCCGGAGCGUCCGGCGGCGAGCAGGCGCCCUUCGCGGCGGACGUCGCGGGCAGCCGCGCGCGGGCGGAGACGGAGAGCUCCGAGACACCGGGGCAGGCUGCCGGGAAGAUUGGGGGAGGGGGCGGCAGUGGUAGCGGUGGCUUGGGGGCCCCGACAAGCGUGGCGGAAUACAUGCAGUCGGCGUUCCCGCUCUUCAGCACCGUGGAGGUGGCGUCGGUGAAGGUCGCGGGGGCGUCGGGCCCCGCCCGCGACAGGGAGCAGCGCGGCGAGCGUGAGCGGGACGACACGCCCAAGGGCGUCAAGCGGGAGCGUGACCCUUCGGAGAGGCCGCGCAAGGACAAGCCGCCCAAGAAGAAGAAGCGUGACCGCGGAGACGGCGAGUGGAGGUUAGGAUCCAGCCUUGCCUCCUCGGGGGGGUCGUCGUCCUCCGUGUCGCAUCACGUUCGAUCGCAAACACCGCCCGCCUCCACCGCACCCUUGAAGAUCACCAUCCAGGUGUCCACCAAGAAGGUGACGCUCGGAGGGCAAAGUAGUAGCAGCGGCAGCAGUGGGGGAGGGGGUAGUGGAGGAGGUGGGGGUGGUAGCGGCGGAGGUGGUAGUGUAGGUUCAUCGCUUACAGCCACGGGGAAGAGCUCAUCUUCGGCGUCCGUGGUCGCGUCUCCGAGCCGCCAGAGCACUCAGUUUGUAGGCAAGAUAAAGAACAACAAGACCGGCUCUUCUUCUGGGGCACCCAUGCUCAAACCCUGGUCUACGCACGGAAGUAGUGGCACCAACAGCGGCGGCACCAGUGGGGGCAGUGGAGGUUUCCAGAAGUCCGGCGUGUCGUCGCAGCCGCAUGUGACGCGCCCCGUGCAUAACAACACUAUCCGAAUCAAGACUCCGCCAAAACCCCCUCCCCUCGCCUCGGGCCUGAGCAGCAAGCCUAGCGGCUCGCCAUCGCACUCAAGGUUGGUGCCAGGCUCGGCCGCCGACCGACAGCACAUGGUGAAGGGUCCGCCGGGCGCGCCGCCCCCCAUGAAGCUGAAGACACCGGGAAGCGGAGGCCCCCCCAUGUCCGGCGGCGGCUCUGGCGGCAUGGGCAGCCACUUCCGUGGCUACAAGAUGGGGCCGUCUCACCCGCGCAACGUCCAGGGCGGCGUCUCUGGUUCAUCCUCGGGCCACGGCCUAUCAGGGUCCGGGCCGGGAUCAAUGUCUGCAUCAAGAGCUGGCUCCGGAGGGCCGGCUCCUGGCUUCAAGGUGUCCAGCCCUACCGUGUCGGCGCCAGGUUCCGUCUCCUCGCUCCCGUCGAAAACAGGCCGCUCGCCGAGCCACAGGUCAUCCCUGACGGCCGUUAUCGACAAACUCAACCACAAGGUGUCAACUACGGGCCAUGGCGACGAGGUGGUGCAGCCCCCGCCUCGUGAGCGGAUGCAGGGCCCUGGCGCGGGCCAGUCCGGCCCACCAAAAUCUCACCCGCAGCAGCAAGCAGCAUUUGACGAGGCGUGCAAGCGUGAUCGAGACACCAAGGUCGGCGGUGCACCACAGGACGGCCCCAGAGCGAGACCCGACGAGGCGCGGAGCAGCCCCGCUUCGGCCGCAAUCGGCGGAGUGGGCAGGAGCGAAGGCGGUGGCUCAUCUCCCGCCAACUUCAAGCACAAGUUGGUGACGGCUGGCGGCAGCGGCGGCGGGGGUGGCGGCGGCAUUUCCGUUUCAAAAGGGGAUGACACGGGGCCGUCCCGACUGUCAGCGUCUGCCCAGGGCGGCUGGGGCCACGAUGUAACGGGCUCGGGUGUGACCCGCGUGCCAACUCCCGUGUCUGCCUCCUCCACGCCCAAGGCGGCCGAGCCGCCAGCGUCGUGUGCAGCCGGAGACUCGAACUCGCAAGUGAGCGGCGGUGGCGGUGGAGGUCUGUCGAGGAGCCAGCAGGCGAGCGGGCUGAGCCACUCGCUGGGCGGCGGCUCUAUGGGCAGCGGUGGAGGCAACAUCGGCAGCGACAGCCCCAGCUCGGAGGAUGACAGCGUGAUUCUCAUCGGGGGCUUUCCAUCAGCGGAGCGGCAGCACGGCAAGGGCAAGCACAGGAAAGAGCUCGCCAAGUCUGGCGCCGACUCAAUCACCACCGGCAUGGGAUCGUCAAAAUCGCCGGCCGUUUACGACCAGGCCCUGCCGGGGAGCGUCCAGGCCACGCCCACAUCUCCAGAGGUCAUUGCCAUCGACCUCAUGGAUGAGGCUCUCAUCGGGAGCUCUCGCUGAGCCCUCGGUCCAAUACUCCCAACCCCAUCCACUGCCUUCACCACCGCUGUGCUCCCGCCCGGAACAUUGGGGUAGCUUUGUCAUGUUGGAGUUGCUGAGCGCUGGCGUGUGGGCGGCGGUGUUUGGUCUGAGUGGCGGAGGUGUGAGGAGGGUAAGGGCGGUUGCCCCCCCCCUCCCCGUUUAACUGUCGGUUGACUGGCGUUAAUUGAAGGAACGUGGCGUGUGCACGUGUCAAGGUUUGUGAACCCAAAUUGGUUUGUUAUCACGGUCCUGUGUGUUUUUUUAUUUGUUUUAUAAACUUAAGUCAUCGUUCAUCUCAUCAUUAGGCUAACGUCACUAAUUAUUAACGUUCGUGCUGUUAAAUGACAUAUAUUCAUAUAUCAAGUCAAAUGAAAGUAUCCAUUUGAGUAUUAGGUGAGGCUUAUCUCCAUUGGCGGUUCUGAGCAGGUGGUAGAAAUUCUACAUCACAGUGUUUAUUCAAAGGACAAACACUGCCUUACUUCCACUGAGUGGAUGCACUAGAUGGUACUCAUUUUGCCAAUCACAUUGGGAUGAUAUUCUGAAUAAUUAUAAUUGUCCUAAAUCAUGUGGGAUGCUGUAAUGGUAAACACUGGACUUACAAUACAGAGAGAUCACUGGUUCCAUUUCCCAGCGCGGCAGUUUCAACAAUGGACAAGUUUAUUCAAUUGCCUCUGUCCACCCAGCAGUAUAAAUGGGUACACCACAGUCAAUCAGUAGGCCACGUGUAGUGGGGUAAAGUUUACGUACUUUCACCUAUUUCAAAAUAUCUGGUCAGCAUGGGAAAGUAGUCCAAAUGCCCUUUGGAUGGGCUCUCUCGAGCUCCCCAUAGACACCCUUCUCCCAGCAGUGGUGUGAGCAAGCAAUUUCUGGGCUGCACCUGUACCCUUUGCGUGAAUUAAUAUGCUGUCUGUUUACUCGUUUAAAAUUAUUUUAAAAGGCCACUCUCGCCUAUAGCCAUGGAAAAAAGGCUUUGGAGCCCUAGAUGUCCCAACUGCAGUGGAUGUGACGUCUCGUAAGUUACAUUCCGAAAGAGGCGCAGUCUAUUUCAUGAACCAUUUAAACAAUGUGAGGCGCAUGCCGAUGUAUUACAAAUAUACAGUAUGUAAUUGCUAUCUUUUAGAUGACUACGUGCACAUUUUUAUUUUAAAUAGUAUUAUAUUUUGUGUUUGUCUUAUGCAAGAACCGCUAACUGUAUUGGAAAGUUUUAGAAUGUGAAUGAGGUCAAUUUAUAAAUGGCACGCAAUG